Messenger RNA from Bemisia tabaci, 8469 nucleotides. NCBI's taxonomy places the organism in Eukaryota, Metazoa, Arthropoda, Insecta, Hemiptera, Aleyrodidae. The record is from RefSeq and is a predicted model, not a curated record.
GGUGAAGCCUAUAUAUUCUGUGGUGCUAUAAUGUUGAAAUGUCCUCAAUACUUAUUGCAGUAUCCUUACAGCUGGAAUAUGGUUUCAUUGCUGUUAUGUGAUUAUUUUUGGCUUCUUACCUUUAUUUCUUACUUUUCUUAUACGGCCGCGUAGUGGUAUGCGACCCUGCUCGAUAAUUCCCAGGUUUUCAGUUGUGUUUAUCUUUUCAUCAACCUCAACCUCACACCGUACUUCUCCGCCAUUUACUCUAAUCUGUUUACAUUUUAACCUCUCCUCCAUGAUUUUACUCCAAGGAUUUUGAACAUAAAAUAUCUUUAUCUGUGUAGCUUGUGUGCUAGUUUGGUUCAGUUUUGGUGCCUUUACUUAAUUAUUGAUUACAGGACAUGAUAGACUCUCCCAAAUUUCUUUUACUAAUUGCUUAGUGAUCUGCUUUUUCAUGGAUUUAGGCUCUGAAUAAAGUCUUACCAUGUCCAGAAUGGUGACUCAUCAUUCAUCAAAUUGGGGUCGUGUGAAGAAUGCGCCUUUUCAGAUUGAAACUCAGCCUCUGUGUCAUUCAUCAUUUAAAAGUGAAUCCCCAGAUCUAGGCCCUGAGUCACCAAUUGAAUGGAAGAAUAUAUUCAGCAUGCGACAAAUGAAUCUAGCCACACUAGCUGGACGGCAAUCAGGAAUUAGAGAAACAAGCAUGAAAGCUCAAAAAAUUCGAAGUCGAUACAUAAUGAGUGCAAGCAAAUCAUUAGACAUCCUAAGACAAAAUCUACAGUCUGCUCUCAACGAUGAUAUUGACAAUGUCAUUAAAUCUUACUUGCAGAAGUAUUUUGCGCCUGCUGUAACGAAUAUUCGGCUGAAUAUGGGUGAUGCUAGUGUAAAGGAGGAACAAAUCCGUGAAGUUUGCCGGACUAUCCUCGAAAAUGCAAAAUUAAUGUAUGCAAAUAGUCCUGUGUCAAAAAGUAAAUGCUCACCUACAGAUGUCUCUCAAUUAAUUGACUGUCGAUUGUCAAAGAAUUAUUCAUCAGAAAAACAGAAGCGGCUUGAGAAGCAAGGAAAGCAAGAGGAUGUUGAACGACCCAAAGCUACCUUCAUGGUAAAAUCGAAGGGUACUAGUGGAGAACUUCCAACCAACUCAUUCAGCAGGAGGAAUAGUAUUUCAGAUGAACUAAUUGCAUAUACGCUGAAAAGACCAAUACCAGAUUCUGUCAAUCUAGAAAUGAAUGCCCUGAAUAGUCAAUUAAACAAUAACUUAAACAAUCCAUUAAAUGGCUCAUUAACUUGUGACAUUGACAAUAUGAACAGUGCAUUGAGUAGCCCUUUGCAAGAUUCUCUAAAUGAAUCCCUGCAUGAAUCAAUUGAUGAUUCCAUAAAGCUGAAAUUAUAUGAAUCGCCCUCUUCGACCUCAGAUAAAUCUCUCUUCUCUCUAGCCAGCCCUCUUGACUCAGAGUCAAAGUGGAGUCCGAGUAGAAUUAAAGCCAACACAUUAUUUGUAAUAUCUCCAUGUAACGUAAAGGACAUUGGCAUCGACAGUGAGUUGCUUCUGCAGCAUCCCGAGCUCUUUCGAUACACAGUGGAUCAAGAAGACUUAGAUUGGCUUGUUAUCCAAAAGCAGAUCAUUUUACCAUUAGACAGUAUUCUCAGCAUAAACUUGCUUUUAUUGGAUGAUGUUAUCGAGCUUGCUAUGACUGAACAGCACAGGAAUAAUCCGUUUUGCUCCUUGAGUGAAUUGAAAGGUUUUGAGUUACCAGACUUCAUGUUAAACAAAGUCCGAGCAUGUUUAAGUUACAGCAAUCCCAUCAGUAUUGAUGACAAUGAAAAUCCUCUGGAGAUCAAUGCAACAUUGAAUUUAGCAAUAGACUAUAUCACUUCUAUGACACCUCCCUUCUGCUCUCUUGAUUCAGAAAUGUCAACAACAGGAGUGGAAUCGUUCAACCUUUUAGAGCCAUUGCCACAGUCAACGUGGGAUUCUUCUUUGACUUCAUCUGGGUCACCUUUGGCUGAUUCUCACUCAACUCUCUCGGCACUCUUAUCAGGACAUAUGAUAGCAGCCCUCAACAACUGACCAUUUCUUGUCAAGUCUGUGAUUUUCUAUCCUCAUCCUUCCCUCUUUUCCUCCUUUAUCUGUUAUGUUAAAUGUAGGUUUUUUUUCUUGAAACCUCUACCAUAACGUCCUAAUGAUAAAUCUGCUUUCAAGAGUACACACAUAGGGACAGCCACCUAAAAUUUAGUAUUCAGAUCUUAGUGGGAUUCGAUUUACAGAGAGAAAAUAUCCUUAAAAUCGAACAUUUUUGGCUCACCAAGGCUUUUACUGUCACGUAUAGAGCACUUGACAUUUUACACACAGCGCUGAAUAUGGCUGCACACUGGCACAAAUUACUGGCUUCUCUUUUCUAAUUCUCACGUUCAAGGGUUGCCAUCGCUUCUGAUUUCAGUUUUUAUCCCUUUACCUCUUUGAUCUCCACAUUUUGAAUGCGGUAAAGAACUUUUGUGAAAACAAGUGGCUUAGAAGUCGUUUUUCAGGGAAGGUAGAUAAACAGGGAUUAUAUCAGAGACCGUUAAAUUUUGACUUUCCCAAUCCGUCUCUGAAAACCUUUUCAAAGUUUUUAUGUAGCGGAUCAACACGAAUUAUUUUAGAAGAUCCUCUUAGAUGAUGUAUGAGAUUGUUCACCAGAUGAUUUAAUUUUUUCAAUUGAAUCAAGCAGGAAAAGCAGUGUGAAAUCGUUCUGGUGCUCUAGAGGUACAGCAAAAGGGAAUAUACCUUUAAAUAACCACCCUUUUUAUUCAAAAUAAUUGAUUGGGAUUGAGAUGGUCAAGCGUCUAUCGCAUCGCUCUAAAGAAAUGGCAAUAAGAAUUGCGAAUUUCCGGGAGAGGAUUUGGUUCAGCUUUAUACUUACUGCCAACCUUCGUCAUAACGAAACAAAAUUCCCUCCGGCAGGCAGUGCUCCUACAAAAUUUGGUUUUCAUGCCGGCAUAAUUGAUGACCAUAUUCAACAUUCUUGACUUACUGCCUAAAGCCGAGAUCACACGACAGCCGAUUUUCGUGAAAAUGACUCAUCGAUUCCGCUGAUGACUGUUGAUUACUGAAAAUAGCGUGGCCAACUGUAUCUAGAUUCUGGCAUCAACACUCAACAAAAGCACCGAUGUGCCAUUUUCGCCUCCGUGUGAUCUCGGCUUGAGGUGGAUAAAAAAGUGGAUGGAUGCAAACGUUGGCUAAAAUUCAUCAAGCGACUGAGUUCAGCACUUGCUUUCAGCAGAGCAUUUUUCUCCUUCGGGUUGCAACCCUGCCGAUCUGGUCAAAAAACUCCGCCAAUCCAUCGGCCAAAUCCAUUCCGCGGUAAUUCCCCUAAUGAUGUUUCUAGUCUACUUUAUUGACGAAGGAAUUUCUUGUUUCGUACCAUUCUUCAUUGCGAGUAUUGAAUUUCGAGCAAGUCGGAUAAAAUAAGUGUUGCUCUACACAUUAGGGUAAUUAAAUUAAGUUGAUUCCUUCCCAAACAUUUUCUGUACCUAUUUUUUUUGGCCUAAUGCAGCUUCAAAAAAUUGUUAACAAAGUUCAUGUGAUCACUAGUCUCCCCCAAAGGAACAACUUUGGGAAGGGAUAUUUAUUUGAAAUAAAUGUACUUUAAGUAUUUGAACUUAAAUCGAACAAGUAUGAACCUCUAAAGGUACUUUUAUAUUUUCCUAAAAAUGUUAGGCAUGAUUAGAAUGAUUUUAUGUACUAAAUAUCCGAUGAAACUAUUUGAUUUUUUUUUCUAUUUCUAUAUUUUGCUAACGGGUAAUAUUUCUGACAAUCAUCAAUUUCCAAGGUGCUGAAAAAGUGAAAAAGAAAGUACGAGGGUCUUCCAAUAAAUAAGUUUCGAUGUUUCCCUUCUCUGCAAAUAUUAUAGAUGUAGCAAAUCUGUCGAAAGUCUUUUAUUUGUCAUACUCUUAGCUUCAAAAUCACCCACAAUUUUUAAAAUGUAACUCCCGGGUUGCUGAGGUAUUAACUUCUUCUUACUUACCACGGCGCAAGACCACAAGCAAAGAAAAGCACUGCGAAGUUCUUAAUAAGCUCAGAACUCUGACCAAGAGGAAGCAGCCGAGCCUUUUGAGCCGGAUAGUUCUGCUCUUGCAUGACAAUUCUAGCCCUCGUUCGGCAAGAGUCAUUCAGGAUUCGUCAGAAACUAUUGAUUGGCAAUUCUUUCGCAAAUCUGUCCUACUUGCCAGGCUUAAUUUCAUGUGAUUUUCACCUUUUCCGGGGGCUCAAAUCAGAUCUCGGCGGAUACCGCUUUGGUAGCUACAAGGACGUCAUGAAACACGUCAACAGUUGAUCCAGAAUCAGACAACUGAGUACUUUGCCGAUAGGACUAAACAAUUGGCAGUAUGCUAUGAAAAAAAGGAAGUUACGUAGGAAUACGAAGCUUAUUGCCAGAGCUUUUUCACAGAACCGAAGUUCCUUUUGCUGCGCACAUUACGGAUGCCUCGAAAUAAAAAAAUGCGCGAAUGUGCAGAGUGUGCCCAGAAAUUGCACUCGCGGUGUGAGGAGAUGGGUGCAAAAAAAGUUAAAUAUCUCAGUAAUCCAUUCUUCUAAUUUGAGAAAACUGUGACUUGUUUUGAAGCCUCAAGUAUUGACUCAUUGACUCGACAGCGACUCAUUUUUUACUGUUUACUUACUAUACUAUUCGUGGAGAGAAAAAAAUAUCUUAACUUACCUAUUCGAAGACCCUCACAAGUUAAAAAGAUUAAGUGUUUCAAGUAUUUGCUCAAAGUAGGUGAACAAUGUUUUGGUUUUUUUCUUCUUGUUUCCCAGAGCUUGCAACUCUUUGUUAAAAUAAAUUUCUCUAAUUUCGUUUACGAAAGCAAUAAAUUAAUUGAGAAAUGCAUCGCAUUUCUUUACUUCAAUGGAGAAGUCUACUUAUAUUAUCCUAUUAUUGUACUUUUAUCAUAGUAUCUACCUUCCUUAAUCAGUAUAAUCUAUCGUUUUAGAAUAUGUGUUAUUGAUUUUCUUCCUUUUUGGUUUCAGUUUUAAUAUUGAUAUUUAUUCCUUUUUUUAUUUUAAUCUGUUUUUAUUAUUUAAAGUAUGUAUUGGUUCAGCAAGAGCUGACACUUUUUCAAACAAAAUAGUAAAAUUGUGAUGGACUAUUUUUUUUUCAAUAAAAAGGCAAGUACAUGAUAGUUGGACCACCAAAAUAAGGACUCUAGAACCAGUACGAAUUAAUAUCUAAUAUGCAUCUCAUUAGUGCACUCAAUGGUCUCUCCCCUCAGUUUUGAGCUUAUAUAGUUUGUCUGGGACUUUAGGUAAUAAUUUUUGAACUCGUAUGUUUUGGUGUCUUGGCAGUAUGACUGGUGGUCGGAAAUCAAUUAAUUUUUCUUUCCUGCUGAUACAGACUAUGCUUUUUUAAUGUAACAGAUGACAAUUCACCACAAAAAAAUGAAAGACAUUUUUUUUCUAGGUCUUAUAGUAGGCUGAUCAUAAAACUUACAUUAAAUCUAAGUAUGUGUCUGCUGUUUCAAGGACAAUGAAUACAUCCACACAGAGAUUUUUUGAGCCUUCGUCUAAUCAUGUUCCCUGAUAAUGCAACAAAAAGGUAAAAUUUCUUUGGGAGGAUCCCGUGAAGCCUUUGUUGAUCCGAUGGACCACUAGACAAGGUACGACGUUCUAGUAAGCAUUCUGAUUCAUGUUUCUUAACCAAAAUUUUACAUAGAACACGUUUGGCGCAACAAAAAUUACUGAAAUCAAUUCCUGACCAAGAUAUUUAAUGUUUUUUCACGCAUGAAUUCAAACCUCCCGCUCAUUAAAACGCAAUGGUCUACGUGAGUCAAAUGGCGCACGAAACGUAACUGUAACCAUCUCUGCCGUAUGAAAAUAUUGCAAAUUCAAUUUCGGUAUUUUAGCUCAGCACGUUUCAUGUUUUCAACACGUUGAACAACACAAGGCAGGGAGGGAAUAUUACUUGAUUAGGAAGCCUGCGAAAACCGCUGUAGUGCGCGAUUUGACUCUCGUAGAGUAUUGCAUUUCUUGCCAAUAAAAACGUUGAUAUCUUAGUUAGGAAUUGCUUUCAGUACUCUUCGAUGCAAGAAUCAUGUUCUACGUGAAAUUCUGAUUACGAAAAAUGUAUUAGAAUGCUUAAAUUCGUACCUUGUCCAGUGGUCCCAUUGACCUCAUUUCUUGUGAUAGGUGAUGGGUCAGUAAAGUCAUUCUUUCUAUUGUGUAAUUCGAAAGUAUGAAAGAAAAAAAGCUCACUGUCUUUUUUCUAACUUUUUCAUAGCGGCAAUCAGUGUUGAGAAAUUCCACGCGAAAGUACAAAAAAUCAGGGCAUCGGAAAGCAAGGUUUGAACUAUGCGCUCUUCGCUCUCGAAUUUACGCGUCACGAUACGUGGUGGUGUCCAUUUUUGAUGGCUGGGCUUCAUUAAGAAAGAAAGAAAAACUGGCGAAACACAAAAAAAUGGGAAACUACGGCUAAAAACAAAUAGAAUGCUUAGGGCGUUUUGGGGUGGUUUAAACCCUCCCACCUUGACCAGGAAACAACUAUAUAUAAACCAAAUAACCCCUCAGAUCCCCAUUUGUGAUAACAAGAAAGAGAGGUUCGUCGCCUAAUUUUGAGGUUCAUUGGAUGCUCAUUCGUUACUGAUCUCUUCUUUUAAAUCUCUUAAAGUAGUUUAAGUAGUACGGAAGGUUUCAUUUAGUUCUUAUUUUGUUCACCUAGGGCCUUCGUCUUAGAAGUACUCUCUCAGUUUUUUCUCAUUAUUUACACGAUUCAGUUAUUAUUUCCUACACGUUCACAUUCCUCAUGUGUGUGACAUAACUUGAUCCUUAUCAUCCAAUCCGUCAUGUAAGUCCAUCCUUUCCUUCCUCAUAAAAUGCCCUACCAAGAAAAAACCCCUGAUCCCGGGGGAAUUCCUGGUCCUCAGUUACCAGCGACCGCUAUCAAUAAUAACAAUCAAUCUUCACAAAUCUCUACUGCUAUUAAUAGUUCAACCCUCAAAACUCAAACCCUAGAUAAUUGUAAUGCACUCAUCAUCAAAAAUUGAAAUGAUAUACGAUUUGAAGAAGACUCUACUAGUCCUUUUAUUGUAACAAUUAGCAAACCAGGAAUUGGCAAUGAACAUCAAACCCAUAUAGGAGAGUUCCUAUACAAAGCCAAAAUAUCGGGACUGAAAACGAUAACAGCCUUCCAUACGAAAACGUUACAUGCUUCCUUCUCCUAAAAUUCACCACUAGAAGAAUAAUAAUCAAUAAUGUCCACUCAGAUCUGGGAAUAGACAGCAUAGGCGAAUACUUUAAAGAUAAAUAUAAGAGAAUAAUUAGCGUUAGAAGAAUUUUCAGGAAAAAUGAAGGCGGAGCCCUUAUUCCAACCGAAAAAUUAGAUGUCUUAUGGGAAGGCACCACCAGACCAGAUUACUUGUACAUCUUUUACUCCAGAUGCUCAACCUCACCGGUAUAUUUUGAGACUCUAUGACAACAUCAAACCACAAUAAGCACUAGUUAAAAAAUUUCAAAAUUCUUAGUUCGAAUAUUCAUUCUUUCCUCCCGAAUGAUACAGACCCUACAUUUCUUAUCCAUCAACAUGAUCCUGACAUAAUGGCGCUCACAGAAACGAGGAUGAAACCGUAUUAUAGAAAAAGAUUCCCAGGAUAUAAUUGUUUUCACGACGAUAGAUCGGACGGUUAUGGAGUUCUCAUAACAUUAAUCAAAAGAAAAUAUAAAUCUUACCCAAUUCCUCCGAACCAAAAUAUUUUUGCAGACUAAAGAAUAGAAACUCAAACCUCUAAAAUAACGAAUGAUGCCUAUGAAAAUUUCUUUCUUCAUUUUCAUAUUUACCCGCUCAGCAAAAUCUCUCUAGAAGAAUUACGUAAGUUUUUUCAUUUAAACGAACUAACAAACAAAAAAUUCCUAUUCUGGGCUGGCGAUUUCAAUGCCAAUCAUCCAGUGUGGGGAUACCCUUUCGAACUGAUUCUAAAGUGAACCAGUCCUGUUGAGUAUAAAGUGACUAUAUUUGGGAAGCAUAAGAUUAAGACAAUAUGGGUAGCGGUAGAACUGAAGUGAUAUGGAGGCAAGAGGAUGGUAGAAUAGUGUUGGGUCCACACUGUUCUACACGGAAGUGAAGGCCAAAAAAUUUUCAGUAGAGUCAAAAGAACUCUUAUGAGCGUUAGUGCAAAAUUGAGGGAGAGAGUGAUCAGCUCAAGCAGUUACCAGAUAUUACCAGAUACUUUUAGAUUUCAAGAUUGUAUUAUCACUUUAACUCCACCGCUUUUCUAGUCCAACCACUUCAUUCUUGCCCUUUUUUUCACCAAUGUUUAUCCCAUGUAUGAAUAUUACCUUAUCUUGGUCCGUGUGAUAUUUAAUUUUGAUAUUUAUCUUGUGUGCCAAUGCAAAAAGUAUGCCUCAAUCCUCUCACAUCAGUAUUCUUUAUUAGUCGUUACAUUAAGGAUUGAAUAAAUGUUUGUUAUUGUAUUUAGACGGUAUUUAAAGCUUUUAGGUCCAAUAGAACUUACUCUAGUCCA